Pocillopora meandrina is the source of this 3667-nucleotide messenger RNA. The record is from the annotation of a GenBank genome assembly. Lineage: Eukaryota; Metazoa; Cnidaria; Anthozoa; Scleractinia; Pocilloporidae.
AUGGUUUGCAACCCAACAGAAUAUUGGGGCGUUUUACACAACUUGUGUGAAAAGUAAGUAACUCGAUCCAAAAUGAUACAAUAAAUUAUUUAAACCCGAAGGUAACAUAGUCCCGAGGAGGAGUGUUGUUGCUAGUAGUAACUGACAUUUCGACAACCAUGGCGGAAGUCAUCGUCAGACUCAUAUUGGAGACAACUUUUCUAAUUGUAACUUUUUUGAUUUUAUUUUGCAGGAAUAAUGUCAAUUUUCUAACAGGUAAGGAGCCUUUCACUACAGCGACUUAUCACUUCUUUAGUCUCUCUAAACCAAGCUCCACACACCUCCCCUUCUUGGCAAGCCCUCUCCCCUACCCCAGUCCUCCCUCUACAACCUUCCAGCUCCAAUUCUCAUUUGUGUUCUCAAACACUGAGACAGCGAUGGACGACUUGUAGCUAGAAAUACUGGCACUAUUUUUGAUUGCUGGUGUCUCCUUCAACCAAUCCGUCUAUCUUUAAAAUGGGAACUUCCUACAUUCGUGCUAGUUGAUUCGUCCACUAAGGUGCCUGAAUUGUUUUGCUUUCUUCAAUUGUUUGUAAAAGGCUCCUGGUGGCCCAUUCUUGAGGAACUUUACGAGGAGCGUGUGCCAGUGUACAGAUUUAUUCAAAGGCCUGGUGACCUAGUCUGGCUCAGUCCUGGGGUAGUACAUUGGGUACAGUCGUCGGUGAGCAGUUAUCUUUUUAUACUCUUAAGAUCUCAUUAGUAGUUCUCUUUUCUGUUUGCCAUACAGUUCUUGUUCUGUUAGGUUGGAGAAUUUGGUGUUGGAUCAACCGAUGAUCCCCUUAUUGACAUUUUUCUUUAUUCUCAUCACUUGUCUGCGUGAUAUUGUAGAGCUAUUGUAAGGAGAAAUUCUGUCUUGGUCACUCCAUAGGAGUAAGGAUGAAACUGUGUAAUUUGAAAUUACAGAAGUGCUAGUUAUGUUUCUCUCAUUUUUGGUGAUGAAAGUUGUGAUAAAAUUUACUUGUAUUUUAGGGUUGGUGUAACAAUAUUGCCUGGAAUGUCGGUCCUCUUACAGGUGAGUGUAGGUAGAGAUUCCACGCAAUUUAUUUGGACGUAUUCGUGACGUUCCAGUCAUAUUUCAUCACUGCUACCUUUUUUAUCUGGAACGCUUCAUAUCUCUAAUAUUAAAAUGAUCAUUUUGCAGAGGACAUGUACACAGCAGCUAUAGAAAGAUAUGAAUGGAACAAACUACAAGGUGAGAAAUUGAUUAACUACAGUAGAGCGGUUUACAAACAUCUCAAGGUGUUUUUCUUUUGUCACCCAUGUUUCACGUGGAGUAGUGCAGUUAGGCAGUGGCUGUAUUAAGUAUAUUUUAGGAUACUGACAGCAGAUCACAUCGCUUUUACUUUGAUUUACUAACCGUUUGAUUACUUUCCUUCUCAAUAACGCUGUUGUUUUGGUUCAAAAGCCCCACAAAUUUCUUAUGAAUGAUGAUCGAGGAGUGAUCAGUUUAUCAAGGCAUACUAUUUGACAAAGCUAGGAAGAAGGCGCUUUGCUCCUUCAACUUUAGGUUUUUUACGGUCCAGGUCCCGGUUGUUCGAAGGUUGGAUAACGCUAUCUGCUGGAUAAAUCUCAAUCCGGUGGAUAGUAUAGUAUGUUUUUCGAUCAUUUAUCCGCUUAUCCGUUGGAUAACGUUAUCCAACCUUUAUACAACUGGACCCAGCUGUCUAGUUCAAUGCGGCCGAUUUGAACUGUUAUUUAUGAAAUUCCCUGCAAUUUCAACUUCAGGUGAGAAGUCCAUUGUGGCCAUGCUACACUUGUCGUGGAACCUCGCAAGAAAUGUGAAAGUCACCGAAAGGAAGUUGUUUGAACAUAUUAGGUGAGUCUGCGCGAAAAUUGUGCUCUUGUUCCUCUCCUCCUCAGAUGAUUGUUAAUCCAUUAACGAAGGCGUACUUUCAUUGAAUUGUUCCUGGAAAUCCGUGCGGUUAGACUGUCUCUCUCCCCUUUCUCUGCUAGUUGUAAUCUCGCAAGUGUUGCGUUUGAUUUCAGAGUUGUGCUGGCCAGGUCACUCAAGUAUUGUCAGAUUACUGUGGAGAAACUAAAGCAUGCUGGGAUUGAGGUGAUGUGGCAUGGGAAAAAACACAAUGAAGGAUCUCAUUACUGUUUUCAGUGCGAGGUGAGCAGCUCUUCUGUUGGACUACAUGUUGUGUUGAGUUCUUCCUUGUACAUUUUUUUUUUCGACAUAUGGGAAGCGUUACAACACAUUUUAAGUAGAGUUUAGGGCCUUGGAAGUGGCGAAUCGCGCUUACUAGCUGAUGUGUAACAAGCUGUGCAAAUCUCGAGUUGAAUUUUACAACCCCUGAUGAUCAAAUUUGUCGAAAAACCAUAAAAGAAGAGUAGAGAGACUGGUAGCUAGAGUUCGUUGCACGUCGGAUGAUUAGCUCUGUGAGUUUUAAGCCCAAAUUCCAAUUUCCAUUUCGCUUUUUGCAGUUUUUUCGGUUUUCUUUUGAGUCCUUAUUGGCCUCUCAUGACGUGUUCCCUUGAUCGUGCAUGUUCUACAAACACCACGCUAUCGACAUUGCUGAUCCUAGCAGUAUGCAGGACGCGUGUCAUAUGAACUUCGUAAUAGACCUCGCUCACCGUAGUCUCUGUAGCUCAGUGGUAGAGCAUCGGAGCGUGGAAUCAGAAGGUCUGAGGUUCGAUUCCUCAUUGGAACUCAGAAUAUUUUCUUUGUCCCACGCUCGUGACAAGACGAAAACAUCUUUCUUUAUUUCUUUGGAUCUGUUUGUACGAUCCUGUCGAGAAGCACUGUGACCUGCUUACAAACUCGUGCUUCUCUUUUGCUUCCUAGGUGGAGGUUUUCAAUAUUCUGUUUGUCACAGACAACAAGAAACACGUCGUGUAUUGUCAAGAUUGCGCCAGAAAGACCAGCAGUAAUCUUGCUGGAUUUAUAGUCCUCAAUCAGGUAAAAACCUUUCUCGUUACUGAAACACAGCCACUAACUUUUGAUCAAUCAUCGGUAUUUUAGACACUAGUGGUACUUGUCUGUGUGGAGUCCGUUUGAGAGCCGUCAAAAGUUGUGUGUACACGUAAAGUAGUGCGUGUAUCUUUAGUUAACCCUUUACACCCUAACAUCAGUAUGCAUAUUCUCCCUAUUGUUCUCUACACAUUUCCUAAGGUGUAACAAGGAGAAUUUGCUUAAUAGUGAGGAGCUUCUUUAGUUGGUAAUCAUUUCCUUUAUUCUCAUGAUCUAAAUGUGUGAUUCAGAGGUGAUAUUGUAAACAGAAAGUAGAUGCUUGUCACCCUUAGGGGUUGAAGGGUUAAGGAAAAUUAUUUUCAGCUUUUUUCGUUAUUAACUCGCACGAAUUUUCCCUUUUUUCAGUACACGCUUGAGGAGCUGACUGAAGUGUAUAAUAAUUUUAAAUUACAUGCGGUAAGCGAAAGUUCUUAUUCACGUAUCUGAGAUCUGUAUUUUGCUGCUCAAUACAAGCACAUUGAGUUGGUGAUUGUUGACGAGUCGACGUAGUUAAGCAGCCUUAAUGAUUUGUCAGCAUUUUGUUAUAAUAUAUUCACAAUUUUAUCCUCUCCGCUGUUUUCUCAGGUGACUCCCCGAGCUGUGGAAGCCGUACUAGCCCAGAAUCCCUCGCAGCCUUUAGGCGUGGUCGCCCAGGGUGUGAGCAAUUUAGCGUAG